ACGUAAAAGAAACAGCUGUCAAAAAGGCCUAUCGGUCUGUGAAGAUUUGUUUGAGGGAUAUAAAUAUUAGUGCCUCACCGAUUAGAGAUAAGUAAAAUCCACGUAAACCAACGAAUAUUUAAUAAGUUUUUGUAAACGUCAACGCCGGCAUAAUAUAAAAAGUCUUCUAAAAAUGUUACGUGUUUUUCUAAUAUUACCUCAACUAUGUGUGCUGCUGCUGCUAGCAAUAGAUUGCGGCGCUGUAGAAGGCUUUGAUAGGUCGCCGCUGGAACAAAAAGAAAAAUCAUCAAAAUUACCGCCUUGUAAAUCAUGUACCGUUCUCGUGGAGUCAUUUAAGUUGGGUUUGGAUAAAACUAGUCGCGGUAAGCAUGCCGGUGGCGAUGCUGCUUGGGAGGAGGAAAAAUUGCGUUCAUACAAAACCAGUGAAGUACGUUUGGUGGAGGUGCAAGAGCAUUUAUGUAGUGAUGUUAGACGUGGACAAGAUCAAUGUCACACCAUGGCCAAUGAUCAUGAACAUCUGCUAGAGGAUUGGUUCUUGCAUAAACAAACCGAUUUGCCUGACCUGCAUGCCUGGCUUUGUAUUGAACAAUUGAAAGUGUGUUGCCCAGAUGGACACUACGGCCCGGAAUGCAAAACCUGCACUGAUUGUAAUGGCAAUGGAAAAUGUAAAGGUUCUGGCAGCCGUAAAGGCAAUGGGAAAUGCGCUUGUGAUGCUGGCUUUACAGGCGAUAAUUGUAAUAAGUGCGCGGAUAAUUAUUAUGAAGCCUACAAUGAUGGCAAAAAGAUGUUAUGUUCCACAUGCCAUAAAUCCUGCGGUGACAAUGGAUGCACUGGUGCUGGUCCCAAAGCUUGCCGUAGCUGCAAAGACGGUUGGCUUAUGAGCACAGAUCCAGUCGGCUGCCAGGAUAUAAAUGAAUGCUUGCUACAGAAGCGACCAUGUCGCCCCAAUCAAUUUUGUGUUAACGAUGAAGGCACAUAUUCAUGCCUGGAAUGUGAUCGUUCCUGUGAUGGUUGUGACGGUGAUGGGCCCGAUAUGUGUAAAAAGUGUGCUGACGGAUAUGUGUUGAAGGAUGGUAAAUGCCUAGAUGACUCAACUGAGCAACGCGACAAAUUCGUUAAUAUCACGCGUUUACUCACCUACUUUGGUCUAUGCAUCGCCACUUGUGUCAUUUUCCAAAGUUCAACACACAUCGCCUAUAUUGUGGGCGCAGCUGUAGCCAUCUAUAUAGCAGCAUCCGAAUAUUGGCUUAAUACGCAGGCAUCGCUGAACGCCGCCAAUCCACAAUUUGACACCAAACAAUUAGAAGAUCUAAUUAUGAAGUCUCUUUAAUACCAAAAAAUAUGGAACCGUAACGUUUAUAAGCAGUUGCAAUACAAGACAAAAGUAUAUGAAAGUAUUAAUUAGGCAAAUUCCCUUUUAUUCUGUGAAUAAAAGCAAUCAAAGUGUAGCAAAUUUAACGAAAUUAAAUUAUUUAUUUUUAAAAAAUAUUUUAAUCACGCACAUACAUACAAACUUAUAGCAAAUAACCGAUAUUUAGUAUUCGAUAAAGAAUAUUUUUUUCUUUUAUCUUACUAUAUUAUAUUUGUUUUUAUUAGUUGUAAGAGUGGUAGCUGUAUUUCAACACACCCACAUUUUGUUAUUUUUUUUUCAACUUUUAAUUUUUAUUUGUUUUUUGGUUUAUUAGUUUCAACAACUGAUUCUCUUUCACAUAUUUUGGUUUUGCAGACGAAAACAUAAAUGACGACAAUGAGGGCGACACAAAUAUAACAAAUAACGCUAAGACCGAACUGUAAAUUUAUGUAUAUAUUUGUAUGUAUGCCAACUAUAUGUCCGUUCAGUGUGUAUCGAUCGCAAUUAUUUAUACAAGUCGCAAAGCAGCUCUAACCAACGGUGAACGGUUAGAUUUGUACCAAAAUGAAGCUAUUUAUGUGAAUUUACUGUUGUGUAACUGUUUUUUAUUGAUAAUUAAUAAUUAGCACCAAAUACAAAUACAAAGCGUAGAUGCCAAAAAAAAACAAUACAAUUAUAAGCGCACUUUUAGUUUAAGCCGAACUAUAAUAAUUAUGUAUAUGUAUCUCACAUGUAACUGCCAUCAAUAAAUCGGUGCACGCAUAAUUGAAAUAAACUUCCAUUUUUUCAAUAUUG
Molecule: messenger RNA, 2146 nt
Organism: Zeugodacus cucurbitae (melon fly)
Lineage: Eukaryota; Metazoa; Arthropoda; Insecta; Diptera; Tephritidae
Gene: Creld
Product: cysteine-rich with EGF-like domain protein 2
Exons: 5
Coding region: 173-1330 (385 amino acids)
Molecular function (GO): calcium ion binding
Source: RefSeq, a predicted model, not a curated record